ACAAAUAACCUAGAAAUCAUCACAAAAGCCCAGAAAGACCCAGUGUUCAAUUCACAGAAGCGCGAAAAAUGACAGAAAAUCCUAGCUUUACAGAAAGAGAAAAGAAAUGUUGCAGAGUUCGCAACCCUGGGUUGAAAAAUGUUGACCUAAGCAAUUGAAGGAUGUGGCGCACUACCAAUACCCUCUCUUACUAAUUGCAGGGAUAUUUAGAAAUGUGUUUUCUUAUCAACUUUACUAAUUGUAGGGAUGUUUUUUGAUGAUUAAUUAUCUUGUGACGCUGUUGAAAUUUAUCCUCACCGAGACAGGUCCAUUGGCUCUCUUUCAAAAUGGUUUUGAGGAAGAAAGUGCCAACAAUUCUCAGGCCGACACCAUUGCUGUCCAAUCCACUGCCAAAUCCACAAUUAACUCCACUUCCUUCUGUCACUCUAACCCCCACUUCUCAGCACAACCACUUUUUUAACUUCAUCAAAACCUAUUUUUUAACCCCUCAUAACAACCACAUAACUCCUGCCUCGCUCCUUCACUUUCUCAAAUCCAAGCUGCACCACCACCCUCGCUUCACCCAUUAUGACUUUCACAUCUUCACUUGGGCCUCCACUCUUGAUUCCUUCCGCCAUGAUCAUGCCACCUUUUUUUUCAUGGUCUGCUCCCUUGCCUCUUCUUAUCGAUUCUCUGAACUUCAAUCCCUUCUUGCUUUUAUCUCCACAAAUCCCUGCCCUUGUUCUGAUGAUGGUAUUUUCUCUUGUCCUCAAAUUGAAUCUAUAUUUCUUGUUGCUAUUAAUGCGUUUUGUAAAGCUAAGAGAUUGGAUGAUGGGAUUAUGGCAUUCGAAUCUAUGAGGAAGUUGAUUGAUGGGAGACCUAGUGUGAGUACUUAUAAUGCCUUGAUAAAUGGCUUUGUAAAAUGUGGGGAGUAUAAUAUAGCUCUGGAGUUUUAUGACAGGAUGUUGAAAAAUAAGGUUAAGCCUGACGUGGUUACAUUUAAUAUUUUGAUUAGCAGUUAUUGUAAGAAUAAGAAAUUUGAUUUGGCUUUGUUGUUGUUUAGGGAGAUGAAAGAAAAAGGAUGUAAUCCCAAUGUUGUUAGUUUCAAUACUUUGAUUAAAGGGUUUUUUAGGGAAAGGAAAUUUGAGGAUGGUAUUAAGAUGGCAUAUGAGAUGAUUGAACUAGGGUGUGUGUUUUCAAGUGUGACUUGUGAAAUUUUAGUUGAUGGAUUGUGUAGGGAAGGGAGAAUUUCAAGGGCAUGUGAAUUGGUGAUUGAUUUAUUGACGAGAAGGGUUUUCCCCAAGGAUUUUGAUUAUUUUGGUUUUGUGGAGAAGCUUUGUGAGGAAGGAAAUGCAACUAGAGCCUUAGAAAUUGUGGAUAAGUUGUGGAAUAAUGGAAAUUUGCCAAGCGAAAUUGCUUGUACUACCUUAAUCGAAGGUUUGAGAAGGUUGAGGAAAACAGAACAGGCAUUUGGAGUAAUGGAAAAGAUGCUUAAAGAGGGUAUUGUUCCAGAUAGUGUGACUUUUAAUUGUCUUCUUAAAGAUCUUUGUAAUGUGGGAAGAACAAUGGAUGCUAAUAGAUUAAGAUUAUUGGCCUAUCAAAAGGGUUUGGAUGCAGAUGAGAUUACAUAUCAUACUCUAAUAUAUGGGUAUGCAAGAGAGAAUAGAAGGAAGGAGGGGGAAAAGCUAGUGGUUGAGAUGUUAGAUGAAGGAUUUAUACCAGAUCUUGCUACCUAUAAUAGGUAUAUGGAUGGGCUUUCCAAUGUCAGGAACUCUGUGAGGCCAGAGUGCUAGUGUUAUUGAUAGGCUAGACAUCACCAUAUUCAGUUUGAACUGCGGUUCUGGAGAGCAAAUAUUGGUCUUCUAUCUGUUCCUCAUAACUACUUGUGCUCUUCCUCUAGUCACAAGCAGCAUGCUUCCUUAAACCCAAACACGAUUCCCAUUUUAGUUCCUAUGCAUCAUAGGAAGGAUUGGUUUCUUCUUCAAGGAUUGAUAGCUCCAUUCUGCUUCAGACUCGGCCUUGCAUGCUCGUCACAAAUAUUUUCAAGCACAGAUUCAUCACACCAUUCUCCAGUAUGUAAGCUUCCUCUAAAUGUAUAUGUAGCUUGUACCAUCUUCGGGUUCAUUUAUUUGUAUGUUUUCCUCUGAAAAGACUACUUCAUGUCUAAGCAUCUCAUGUUUUGUUCGAUUCCAUCCUUGCGGUGAUAUACACAAUGUUUUCAAUAACUACAUAAACAUGUCUUAUAAACAUUUUAUUUACAACGAUUAGUUUUCUUGGAAACGACAGCCAUGCAUGUAUUUGUACA
Molecule: messenger RNA, 2284 nt
Organism: Pistacia vera
Lineage: Eukaryota; Viridiplantae; Streptophyta; Magnoliopsida; Sapindales; Anacardiaceae
Product: pentatricopeptide repeat-containing protein At2g36240
Exons: 2
Coding region: 327-1772 (481 amino acids)
Molecular function (GO): protein binding
Source: RefSeq, a predicted model, not a curated record